Molecule: messenger RNA, 1299 nt
Organism: Ruditapes philippinarum (Manila clam)
Lineage: Eukaryota; Metazoa; Mollusca; Bivalvia; Venerida; Veneridae
Exons: 2
Coding region: 10-1272 (420 amino acids)
Source: RefSeq, a predicted model, not a curated record
CUGUUGCACAUGGUAAUCAUGCGAUUUUUUCAGCAUAAAGGAUAUUUCUUAGUUUUUACGUUUUGGAUCUACACACUCGUGUGGAUAUUUUUGCAUUACCACGGAUCUAAUUUUCAUGUUUCGAAAGACUCAUCGGUUGGCGAUCACGCAGACGUUGGUAACGCAGACGAAACUUUAAGUAAAUGGAUGCAAGCAAAUUCCACUGAACGCUUUAAUAAUCGAGGGCAAGCGAAAGGAAAGCUUUGCAGAGCGAGAAGCAAUUGGUACGAGAGGUAUUUUCCAUCAAAAAUUACUACCGACUUAAAUUCUUGGACUUUUAGUGAAGUACAAAACUGUUCAUUUUUUCGUUCCAUGCCGCCUUCGGGCAUACAUCCAAAAUUUGCAAUUGACAUAAGAUGUGAAGAUCAAGUUGUUACAGUGAAGAAAAGAAUAAUCGCUCGAGAGAAUACAUCAACUGAUAAUGUUCUGCGGAUGGAAUUUGGUGAUACAUGCUUGCACAAAUACAUUAACUCUUGUUGCAAAGAUGUGAAAUUAGUUCCAAAUAUUGUACAUUAUGUAAGGUAUAAUAUGUCAGUACUAAAAUUUUAUGAAUUCGUGAGUUUCAUCAGUGUAAUACGUUUUAUAAAACCAUGUGCUAUUUUGAUUCAUGGUAACAUGUUACCUACUGGACAGUACUGGAGAUUUGUCUUGGCCAUUUCUCCAAUUAUAAUUCAUGUCCACCGCGUUCCGCCAUCUAUUAUAUCCGGUCAGAAAGUCUAUUUUAAAGCUCACGCUGGUGAUGUAAUGCGGAUUGAAGCAUUAAUCAAAUAUGGUGGAAUUUACUUAGAUACUGAUACAGUUGUCGUUAAAUCAUUAGACCGACUGCGGAAGUACCCAUUUACGAUGUCAAUGCAAGGCAAUGGUGUUAUUUCGUCUGCUUUCAUAAUGGCAGAAAAGAAUGCAACAUUUUUGCAAAAAUGGUUGGACAGUUACAAAUAUGAAUAUUACAGCAAAAAAUAUACUUACAAUGCCAUGUUUGUUCCAAGUAUACUCGCAAGGAAACACAAAGACCUUAUUAAUAUAGAGUUUGGAAAGCUGUCGCGACAACCGUCACAAACUGGCCGACUUAUUUUCAAUACAAAUUCGAAAUGGAAAGGUAUCUAUGGCAUGCAUUUGUUUAGUAGAUUUUCUAAUUUAACCAUGAAUAUUGAUCUUGUAAAACAUUUUAAUUCAACCGUUGGAUCUAUUUGUCGACAUAUUUUGUUUGGAAACAAAGAACUUUGUUUGAGUUGACAAGCCGCGGAAGAUUAAUGAACUUGC